CUAAUCAAAUCAUAAUAAUCGUGCAAUCGCUGUAAAUAGUGUGUUUUUGCGUGGUAGACUUUACACAGAAAAUUCACAAAUUUAAUCAAUUUCGUCUGUUCGCAUGUUCUUGAUUAAGUGUCUGGAAUUUUUCUGUAAUUUGGACGGAAUCCAAGUCAUAACAGCUCUUGGGGUUAAAACUGAUGAAUCAUGUCUGUCACACUGAAGCAGAUUUUAUUAGAUGCUAAACGCCUCUCAAAUCGAUUGAAAGAACACGAUUCAGCAGCUGAUCAUCUUCUGUCUCAAACUCAAACUGUGUACAAGCAGAUUGAUGCCAUGAAACAGUACACCGAGGACCUGAACGAAUUGAGUGAAAGUAGUGGUCGGCCUCACGCUGCUCUAGUCGCUGAAAUUCAGAAGGAAAACAAAGUUCUGCGAGCACUGCAGAUGGAAAACGCUGAGCUCCGUGCCGCUUUGGAAGACCAUCAAAAUGCCAUCGAGUUAAUAAUGUCAAAGUAUAGGCAGCAGGUAACCAAGUUGAUGCAUGGUAGGAGCUCAGACAUCGCCAAGGAGAUAUUGGAACUGUAUCGAAAAGAGUAUGCUCAGGUGAUUGACAAUCAAAAUAGCAAAAUCAAUGAAAUGGCUAGUGUGAUAACAUAUGCUGUUGAAUUAGAUGAUGACAAACAUAUAAAAGAAAUAUAUAAUCAAAAAGAUGAAGAAAUUUCUCGGCUUACUGUCGAAAACCAGGGCCUGCGAGAAUUAUUAUCAAUAUCCAGGAAAUGUGGUUCUAGUAAGCCUCAAACGGUAGAGCCUAAACAAGAACCAGCAGAAGCUGUUGAAGAGACACCUGCAGAAACAACGGCUGUUCCCAACAGUACGAAAGAAGAGGCUGAUGAUGAUAGUCCUGAUUUAGAUGUUAGUUGUGACUUUAAUACUGAUCCGAGCAAGUACAUGAAGACCAUAAAAAAAGAUACGAAAGAUCCUAAUAUUAGGAAUUUUAAGCAAAAAAAAUUGAAAGGACUUUUUGAAAAGGAAACGGGUGAUGCAGAUGACGAAUGGUGAUUCUUCUAUCACCAAGUCCUGAAACACCCGUAAACAAAUUCGUAAUACCUCCUAUCUCAUGUUGCGCUGCACACUGUACAAAUUAUCUCUCUCUCUUGAUGUUGUUAUUUUUUCACCUUUAAGUUGAUGACAGAACACACGUUGUGGGAGCAAGCUCAUAAGCUGAGACUCCGAACAAACAUGAAUGUCUCAGCUUCAUUAGGAAGUCUUAGGAGCAAUCUUCAAUAUUUUAGAAUGGGCAUAUUUCGUGAGUCUUUUAAGGCGCAAAAUUUUACUUGUGAUUAAAUUGAAGGCAAAGAAGUUGACGGAAAGCCAUAUGCUUUUGGUGCACUCUCGUUCAUUGUAAUGACGCUCAAUUAAGCCAGAUACUGGUGUUGUUUGGCCAAGCACUCUUUAAAUGGCAGUGAGAUUGCUUACUGCUGCAGUCACUUGCCCAAACCUUGGUUUUGUUCUAACAACAUCUCUGAACUUGCAAGCAGAAUGUACAGAGGCUGGACUGAUAACGAUCCAAUUAAACCUCAAACAUAUCCACAUUUGUCUUCCUGAUCGGUUGUAACUGUUGUUGUCCCGAACAGGGCAGUUCCAACAGGAAAAAUCCUCAAUGAGUUUCUCCACUUUAUGAUGAGUACAAUCACUGGAGACUAUGAUUCUCCUUCAACUUCUCUGUCUCUAUCUUGAGAGGUGCUCUACUUACUUUCUCAAUUGCCUGUGUGGCAUUUCUUUACUUACCAGAUAUCAGCAACUCCUUAAAUAUAUAAUCAACAAUUGAUCUUGUAGGAAAUCUUGAAUUGCCAAGGUUGACUUGUCGCUCUUUAUUUAAAUGUUACAGUUGUUUAUUUUGCCCUGAAAAAGUAGGAGUAUCGAUAUUCUGAAAAUAUCUGGGCAGUCUUCAAAGUCACUAAUAAGUCUCGGUAAAUAAUAUUAACUGUACAUACUUAACAACAAUCUUAACAAUUAUCUUGCAGAAGUAACAAGAACAUAAUUCAUGCAUGCUUUUAAUCCAUGCUAAAAUUUUGCAAGUAACCAAAGUGAAAAUAUCACGGCAUAAAAUCAAAUAUCUGGCCGAUGUGGACCAAUACUUGAUAUCGUUCAAAUCAUAUCAUACACAUGUGGAAACUUAAAAUAAGACCAAAUGUUUCUGCGAAGAUAUGCAAGGUUUGUGUUUGAAAUUUCAUUACCAACUAACAUAAGAUUAAAUUUUCUUUAUCAAACUUCUUAUAAGGAUUUGAAAAAGUUUAAAUCCAGGAAAUAUAUUAGAAGUCUAUGUCUUGGAUUUAAGUUGUAUACAGACGUCUUAAGAUAUAGCUGGAAUACCUAACCUUGCCUCUUCAAUAAGUAAACUGAGUUAAUCUGAGUUGGCUCUUCAUCACAAGUUACACAUGUUCCUGUAGAUGUUUAAGAUCUCUCUUCAUGCCAGUAGAAAUCUAUAUACCUGAAAAGAUUUCAGGCACUCAUAUCAACAAGUAUCAUCUUAAUCUCUAUUUUGAAAAUGGCUCUUCUUUUUAUCUCAGAAGCUAAUCUGUCAAGAAAUCUAAAUGUGUCAUAUUCCUCCUUGAAAUGAUUGAAGCAAGUCAGCAGAAGCUUAUCAAAGACAAUAUGAAAACUUAGUGAUCGAAAUCAUUAGAGAGAUAGUCGGAUGCCGUAAAAUUUUGAUGUCCAAUAGCCAGGGUGCGUAGGAAGGGUAUAAGUAAGACUUUAUUCCUGAUAAACCAGAUAAAACCCUUUCUGUGUACGUAAAAACUGCUCAUAGUUCUAAUGUAGUUCACUAACAAAACAUAUACUUUAUUGGUGAAAGAGUUGAUAAAAAGUUAGGGCCCGAUAAACCAAUUUGGAAGGAUGAAGUAGACUAAUUCUGUGCCAUAAAGGGUGGCUCCCUUCUUAUACUAUUAGUCUUACCGUACAUUCACUAAAUUUUUUAUCUAUUUUCAAGUAUUUAACGGAAAACAGACACCGCUUUCAAUUUCAAAAUUAUGUAUCAGGCUCGAAAAAAGAACCAAGGUGGAUGAAAUAAACAGCCAAAGAUUAUUUUUUCUUGUGUAAAAAAAUUCAUUGUAAUUUUUUUAUUAUGAAACGAUUUUGUGAGAAAAUAGCAAGUCCUUUAUCAGUACAAAUCCUUUUUGAUUUUCUUUGAAAGAAUCCAAGAACAACGUUUCCUAUUUCCAGCCCUAUCUUUUAUUUGAGAUAAGGCUCAUGAAGACUUAAAACAGAUUGAUUCUUUGCGGAAGUGCCACCGACAGUGUAACAUGUUCCAUCAAAAGUGAGAGGAAAGUGGGACUCACUUUGAGAUUCUCACUUUUUAUUUUUCCGUAUUGUAGAUUUUAUUCUUUAAUUCAGUGUCAUAUAGGUUAAAUGUAUAGAUCACCCAUUAAAAACAAAAUAAAAAAUAUUUGUUUAAA
Molecule: messenger RNA, 3437 nt
Organism: Bemisia tabaci
Lineage: Eukaryota; Metazoa; Arthropoda; Insecta; Hemiptera; Aleyrodidae
Product: FGFR1 oncogene partner 2 homolog
Source: RefSeq, a predicted model, not a curated record